AUGGCUACCCCUAGCGUUCUCGUCUUUGAUGCUGAGGGUUGGGCUGUUGACUUUGAGGUCUGGGUCGAUGAUCUGCAGCUUUUCCUACAGUGCGAUAGGAAAGACGGUCUCUCACAGUUCGAUCUCACGUCUGGCGCCUCUACUGCCCCUGCUGUCGAUGCUGACAGCACUGUUCGCUCACAGUGGGCCACACGCGAUGCUGCUGCCCGUCUUGCUCCGCGUAGUCACUUGCCGUCCUCUGAGCGCGCGCACUUCAGUCAGUACAAGAGUGCUAGGACCUUGUACGACGCUGUAGUCGCACGCUACUCUUCCCCUGCCACAGCUGCCCUUAGCCGCCUCAUGCUGCCGUACCUGUUCCCUGACCUCGCCGGCUUUGCCACAGUCAGUGACCUCAUUACGCACCUUCGCACUAGUGACACCUGCUACCACGCUGCGCUUCCUGCUGAGUUCUGCGCCAAGAACCCCCCCCCCAUGUACGUCACCCUCUACUACAUAGUCACUCGGCUCCCUGACUCCCUUCACUCGGUCAGGGACCACGUCCUCUCUGUUUGCCCCACCACACUCACCGUUGACCUCCUCGAGGAGCGCCUCCAAGUAGCUGAGAAGAGUAUAGUCGCUGUAGGAGCCUCUCGUGGUGACCCUCGUGCCCCCUUCUUUGAGGGGUGCUCCCCCUCCCCCCUUUUGGCCUCUGUUGCCUCUGCUGCUGCCGUCGAGUUUGUUGGCUUCGAGUCGGCGGAGGCGGCGGCGGCGGUGGCGGUGGGAGCGGAGGAGGAGGCGGAGGCGGCGGUGGCGGAGGUGGCGGCGGCGGAGGUGGAGCUGGUUGGGGUGGCUCUGCGCAGCGGGGCGGCUCCGGUGGUGGUCAGCGCCAGCAGCAGCAGCACACUCGUGAGACCCCGCCCCCCCAGCAGCUUCGUGAGUGGUACGCUGCGCGUCAGCGGGGUGGGGGUGCUGGCCCUUGUGCCUACGUCCUGCGUACCGGCGACUGCAUUUGUGAGCCGUGCGGUGGCCCGCACACCACCCAGCGCUGCUUCGGCCGCCUGA
Messenger RNA from Closterium sp. NIES-65, 1041 nucleotides. NCBI's taxonomy places the organism in Eukaryota, Viridiplantae, Streptophyta, Zygnematophyceae, Desmidiales, Closteriaceae. The record is from the annotation of a GenBank genome assembly.